UGAUCUUCAACUGUGUUGGUGUCACCGUUCAGAAAAUUUUCAUUCCCUCCGAAGUGCACAGAUUGGCCAGUCUGCUCAUCAGCCAGUCAGUCUUGUGAUACCAUUUUGCUUCGCUCGGUUGUGUGGCGUUUGCAUUUUUCCAACACUCUCGACAACUGCAGCCCCUAAGAGCAGAAAGCGGAGCAGAAGGAACGAAUCGUCGAGACAAUGUCCACCCUGAAGAAGAUCUCCGAUGAGGACCGCGAGUCCAAAUUCGGAUACGUGUUCGCCGUGUCCGGUCCCGUCGUCACGGCCGAGCGGAUGUCCGGUUCGGCUAUGUACGAGUUGGUCCGCGUCGGUUACUACGAACUGGUCGGUGAGAUCAUUCGAUUGGAAGGUGACAUGGCCACCAUCCAGGUAUACGAGGAAACCUCCGGUGUCACCGUCGGCGAUCCGGUGCUGCGUACCGGCAAGCCCCUGUCCGUCGAACUCGGCCCAGGUAUUAUGGGUAGCAUCUUUGACGGUAUCCAGCGUCCGCUGAAGGAUAUUAACGAGCUUACGAGCUCGAUCUAUAUCCCGAAGGGUGUCAACAUUCCGUGCUUGUCGCGUACCCAGAGCUGGGGAUUCAAUCCCUUGAACGUGAAGGUCGGCUCUCACAUCACCGGAGGAGAUCUGUAUGGUUUGGUGCACGAAAACACUCUGGUCAAGCACAAACUAUUGGUCCCGCCACGUGCCAAGGGUACCGUUCGUUACAUUGCUCCAGCCGGCAACUACACCGUCGAUGACAUCAUUCUGGAGACGGAGUUCGACGGAGAAAUCAACAAGUGGUCUAUGUUGCAGGUGUGGCCCGUGCGUCAGCCACGUCCAGUGACUGAGAAGCUGCCCGCUAACCACCCUCUGCUGACCGGUCAGCGUGUGUUGGAUUCGCUGUUCCCUUGCGUCCAGGGAGGUACCACAGCCAUUCCCGGUGCUUUCGGUUGCGGAAAGACUGUCAUCUCACAGGCCCUGUCCAAAUACUCCAACUCUGAUGUCAUCAUCUACGUCGGUUGCGGAGAACGUGGUAACGAAAUGUCUGAAGUAUUGCGUGAUUUCCCGGAGCUGUCGGUUGAAAUUGACGGUGUUACCGAGUCUAUCAUGAAGCGUACCGCGCUGGUCGCCAACACCUCCAACAUGCCUGUCGCUGCUCGUGAAGCUUCCAUCUACACCGGUAUUACCUUGUCCGAAUACUUCCGUGAUAUGGGUUACAACGUAUCUAUGAUGGCUGAUUCGACCUCCCGUUGGGCCGAAGCUCUUCGUGAAAUUUCGGGUCGUCUCGCUGAAAUGCCUGCCGAUUCCGGUUAUCCUGCUUACCUGGGUGCUCGUUUGGCCUCCUUCUACGAGCGUGCUGGUCGUGUCAAGUGUCUGGGUAAUCCUGAACGUGAGGGCUCUGUGUCCAUUGUCGGUGCCGUAUCGCCACCCGGUGGUGAUUUCUCCGAUCCCGUCACAUCCGCCACUCUUGGUAUCGUACAGGUGUUCUGGGGUCUGGACAAGAAACUGGCACAGCGUAAGCACUUCCCCUCGAUCAACUGGUUGAUCUCCUACAGUAAAUACAUGCGUGCGCUGGACGACUUCUACGAUAAAAACUUCCAGGAGUUUGUCCCACUGCGUACCAAGGUCAAGGAGAUCUUGCAGGAGGAAGAAGAUCUGUCUGAAAUCGUACAGUUGGUCGGUAAGGCAUCGCUGGCCGAAACCGACAAGAUCACACUUGAGGUGGCCAAGCUGCUCAAGGACGAUUUCCUACAGCAGAAUUCGUACUCGGCGUACGAUCGGUUCUGUCCAUUCUACAAGACGGUCGGUAUGUUGCGAAACAUGAUCGGCUUCUACGAUAUGGCUCGCCACGCCGUGGAAACCACCGCGCAGUCGGAGAAUAAGAUCACCUGGAACGUGAUUCGUGACUCGAUGGGCAACAUCCUGUACCAGUUGUCGUCCAUGAAGUUCAAGGACCCAGUGAAGGAUGGUGAAGCGAAGAUCAAGGCCGAUUUCGAUCAGUUGUACGAAGAUCUGCAGCAGGCGUUCCGCAACCUGGAGGAUUAAAUUUAAUCGCCCGCACAUGCAUGCUCCCAUUAAAACCGAAAUUCCUUAAAACAGUUUUAUUGUUUUCAGCAACUAUAGAAAAUAAAUGUGCAACAGGAACAGAAAACCAACAUCAAAGUAAUAAACAAGAAACAUAACAGCUAGGGGAAAAAAUGUAGGGCCCUCCUCGGCAUCAUGAGAAAUCGACAUCCAUCAAGUAGAUUGCUUCUAGGUCACCAUUUUACAGGCGUAUUUAGGUUUAAAAAUUUAUUUACACAAAUAAAUUGGCAAAAUUGAGGAGAAGCAAAUUCAUAUAGUGAGUGUAAAAUAUACAUUUAAAACAGAAACGGCGAAACACUACAAAUAAUGCACAGAACAAGGCAGAACAGAAACAAUUGUGGUAGGACAGGUUAGCGUAUGAAAUAACAUUUAAUCGAAAAUUGUCUUCGAAGUUUUCCGAUUGCAUUCGUAUCGCGAAACGAAAUAAGAUUAAAGAAAUAAACGUGGUAAUAUUUAACAUCAACAACAACCGAACGAGAGAUGAUAAUCAAAGGGGAUUCAAAUGAAACAAAAUGGACACAGAUCUAUAAAAUAAAACUCUCAGCUAGAAAUAGUUCAUGACGUCGCGAAACGUACUAUAAAUAGAAUAAAAUAAGCCACGGUUAAUGGGGAAAAUUAGGAAGAACUUUCGAUUGAAUUAUGUUAUUAAAAAUCUAUUAAUGUAUGUUUAUUAAAAAUCGCUAACUAAUCGUAUUAGAUAUAAGAGAAGAUUUAUUAUAGAUGUAAGGCAAUCAAGUUGUUAUAUCAGUUUAAAUAUUAUUUAGUAAAUAUAGUUUUACUUUUAAUUUUGUAGUGUCGUUUUUCCAUCGGUUGGAUCGGAAACGAGAAUCGAUGAUUGAUUGACUGUUGACAAAUUUAUUACAAUUUUUGUUUGUGUGAAAAUGGAACCACUGUGUCGCUCCGGUCAGAGAGAUAGCAGAAAUUAUAUGAGAAUAAAACCCUCUAUAAAAAUGCAUUCCGCAUCAAAUGGAAUAA
Armigeres subalbatus is the source of this 3066-nucleotide messenger RNA. Its product is annotated as V-type proton ATPase catalytic subunit A. The transcript has 6 exons. Gene Ontology annotation, biological process: ATP metabolic process; proton transmembrane transport. The record is from RefSeq and is a predicted model, not a curated record. Gene Ontology annotation, molecular function: proton-transporting ATPase activity, rotational mechanism; ATP hydrolysis activity; ATP binding. Lineage: Eukaryota; Metazoa; Arthropoda; Insecta; Diptera; Culicidae. Gene Ontology annotation, cellular component: proton-transporting V-type ATPase, V1 domain; lysosomal membrane. Bases 208 to 2052 code for a protein of 614 amino acids.